AAAUUUUGGAAUUAAAGAGAUUGAUGCAGAAAUAUUUGCUAAUAUCAAGUCAGAAUGUCAAGUAAACCUACCAAAUCUUGUUAUACUAGAAUCUAGGCCAGCAUCUAAUAAUAAUAAAAUCAUAUUCGAGUCAAUUGACAUAUUUUUAAAAAAUCUUGGUCAAGAUAUCAUUGAUUUAGCAUGUAAUGCCACUAUUUUUAGCAGAACUAAAUUAUAUAAAAUAAAAAUUUAA
Racocetra persica is the source of this 232-nucleotide messenger RNA. NCBI's taxonomy places the organism in Eukaryota, Fungi, Glomeromycota, Glomeromycetes, Diversisporales, Gigasporaceae. The record is from the annotation of a GenBank genome assembly.